CUAAGUGUGCGCACACGUCAUUUCCUGUGCUCAUACAGCGAAAGUUAGCAAGUAGCUGUUCUAUCAUGAGCAGGGCCUGGUGAGAGCCGCUGGAAAAACGACAUGGUGGCGGGGGAGACAGAGAAAUAGCAGUUAAUGAUAAGAAAUAACAACAACAAUAAAAACGUGCAAAAAGUAGAAAACCACAAUUUAAAGCCUGCAGAAAACCGGAAACAACUCAGUAACAACAAACAAAAACGGCUAACUAACUAGCCGUUUGUGAAUCGGCUAGGUAGUGUUAGCUAGCUGGCUAGCAGUUCACUAAGCAAGCUGGCUAGCUAACAUCAGCAAACACGCCGCCCGCAACAGCGAUCAGAAAAACAUUCAGCGGGGCAUUGGUUUUACUGCCUUUGUUUUGAUUUUUUUUACGAUAAAGUGUUUGUAUAGUCUGCUAUAUCGGGUUGGAGACAUAAACCCGACGUUGAACGGGCUUCGCCUUGGAAUGUGUGUGAGCUUCGGGAGCUCAAAGUGCUCUCCAGGUUCCCGUGUUAAACCGUCAAGGUGUCAUAAGGCAUUUUUGCUGCUGACGCCGGCCUGACCCCCUCCCCCAGGUCCCCCUCCCUACGCCCCUGUCCCAGUAUGAACGACGUGAGCAUCGUGAGAGAGGGCUGGCUCCACAAGAGAGGUGAGUACAUCAAGACCUGGCGGCCUCGGUACUUCAUUCUGAAGAGCGAUGGCUCCUUUAUCGGCUACAAAGAGAAGCCGGAGAUGUCCGACCCCAGCCUGCCCCCUCUCAACAACUUCUCCGUGGCAGAGUGCCAGCUGAUGAAGACUGAGAGGCCCCGCCCCAACACCUUCGUCAUCCGCUGCCUGCAGUGGACCACGGUCAUCGAGCGCACCUUCCACGUGGACAGCCAUGAGGAGAGGGAGGAGUGGAUACGGACGAUCCAGGCAGUCGCUAACGGCCUGAAAUCACGAGAGGAGGAGGAGCCCAUGGACAUGGACAAGUUUGGCUCUCCCAGCGACAACAGUGGCAUGGAGGAGAUGGAAGUGGCUAUGUCCAAGUCUCACUCCAAAGUGACCAUGAGCGACUUUGACUACCUGAAGCUGCUGGGGAAGGGCACCUUCGGAAAGGUUAUCCUGGUGCGGGAGAAGGCCACAGGGAUGUACUACGCCAUGAAGAUCCUUCGCAAGGAGGUCAUCAUCGCCAAGGACGAGGUGGCGCACACAGUGACAGAGAGCAGGGUCCUGCAGAACACAAGGCACCCGUUUCUAACUACACUAAAGUACGCUUUCCAGACUCACGACCGCCUGUGCUUUGUGAUGGAGUAUGCCAAUGGAGGGGAGCUGUUCUUCCACCUCUCCCGGGAGCGUGUGUUCACAGAGGACCGAGCACGCUUCUAUGGUGCUGAGAUUGUGUCGGCGCUGGAGUAUCUGCACUCGCGAGAUGUCGUUUACAGGGACCUCAAGCUGGAGAAUCUAAUGCUGGACAAAGAUGGCCACAUCAAGAUCACAGACUUUGGCUUGUGCAAGGAGGGGAUUUCCGAUGGAGCCACCAUGAAGACCUUCUGUGGCACACCUGAGUAUCUUGCACCUGAGGUUCUGGAGGAUAAUGACUACGGGCGGGCGGUGGACUGGUGGGGGUUGGGCGUGGUCAUGUACGAGAUGAUGUGCGGCCGGCUGCCCUUCUACAACCAGGACCACGAACGGCUGUUCGAGCUCAUCCUCAUGGAGGAGAUCCGCUUCCCACGAAACCUGUCGCCCGAGGCCAAGUCCUUGCUCGCCGGCCUGCUCAAGAAGGACCCCAAGCAGAGGCUUGGAGGCGGGCCAGACGACGCCAAAGAGGUGAUGAGCCACAAGUUCUUCACCCUUAUCAACUGGCAGGACGUCCUGCAGAAGAAGCUGAUCCCGCUCUUCAAGCCCCAGGUGACAUCCGAGACAGACACGCGCUACUUUGACGAUGAAUUCACAGCACAGACCAUCACUGUCACGCCGCCUGACAAGUAUGACAGCCUGGACUGCGAAGACCCGGAUCAGCGCACACACUUUCCCCAGUUCUCUUACUCCGCCAGCAUACGGGAGUGACUCUCGCUCUUUCUCACCCUUUCCCUCUCUUUCACUCUCUCUCCCCCCUUCUCUCAGUAACAUAA
Molecule: messenger RNA, 2129 nt
Organism: Megalops cyprinoides (Indo-Pacific tarpon)
Lineage: Eukaryota; Metazoa; Chordata; Actinopteri; Elopiformes; Megalopidae
Gene: akt2
Product: v-akt murine thymoma viral oncogene homolog 2
Exons: 14
Coding region: 619-2064 (481 amino acids)
Biological process (GO): protein phosphorylation
Molecular function (GO): protein serine/threonine kinase activity; ATP binding
Source: RefSeq, a predicted model, not a curated record